UAUUUCUUGAUGUCCACGUGCAUACCCUAACACAACAGAUGUCAAAGUGACGAUGCUAGGUUUCGUACAUUAGAGGAUACUUACAGAGUUCGAGAUAUAAUAGUUGAAAAUUCAUAAGAUAUAGACUCGGAAAAACCGUGAUUUCUUACCACCUUUAUUUUACAAAUAGCGCAGGAUGAACGAUUCACCCGUGUAGCAAGACUUGUUGAUAGGUGUUGCGAACGGCACGUGCAUUUAAUUAAAUACACACCAGAAGCGUAUACUGAAAGUUCGAGCAGCUAGCCCGCUGUUUUCUUGCCUUAUAGUUGUAAACUGGCUCGACAGGGGACACUGCGUGAAAUCAUCUUGUCAAUAUAACAACCGAGUUGGAUGAUCAUUUGAAAACCUGAAGAACAGUUCCUGAAAUAAGACCAAGAUGAGGGAGACGGGAUGUUUCGGAUUUUUCCACAGACUUCGAAAACAGAAGGACAGUGGAGAAGUACAAACGCUGAGAUACGAGUCCAAAACAGAGAUAUUUCAAACGACGGACAAUCGCACCAUUCCGUCACCAUCAUUCGAAACUUCAUCUUCCGCAGACUUUACAUCUUCUUCCUCAGCUAAAGCACAAUUUUUUCAGGAAGAUCGAAUAGCUGCUGAAAGAUCCGACAACGGUUAUACUGAUACUGGCCUGUUGACCAGCAAAUCUAAUGAAGGAGUAAACAACGAAAGACAUUCUGCGAAGGAACAAAACGAGAUAUACAUUAGGAGAUUAAAUUCUUUGGCGUCAGAUAUUGAAGAAGAUUUGAGCUUAUUAAGAGUACUUUCACCAUCCAUUAUGCCCUUAAAGAAAUCCAAAAAGAAAGACUCGGUUGAUCAAGGACAGGCUUUCAACU
Molecule: messenger RNA, 872 nt
Organism: Limulus polyphemus (Atlantic horseshoe crab)
Lineage: Eukaryota; Metazoa; Arthropoda; Merostomata; Xiphosura; Limulidae
Exons: 3
Source: RefSeq, a predicted model, not a curated record